Molecule: messenger RNA, 828 nt
Organism: Microsporum canis CBS 113480
Lineage: Eukaryota; Fungi; Ascomycota; Eurotiomycetes; Onygenales; Arthrodermataceae
Product: proteasome component PUP1
Exons: 3
Coding region: 1-828 (275 amino acids)
Cellular component (GO): proteasome core complex
Molecular function (GO): threonine-type endopeptidase activity
Source: RefSeq, a predicted model, not a curated record
AUGCCGGGCUUUGACUUCUCCAAUUACAACCGCAACCGCGCUCUCCACGCAAAGGGAGUUCCGCUUCCCAAGGCUACAAGCACCGGUACAACGAUCGUGGGAUGCAUAUUUGAUGGAGGAGUUGUGAUCGCUGCUGAUACCAGAGCUACCAGCGGACCAAUUGUUGCAGACAAGAACUGUGAGAAAAUCCAUUACAUAGCGCCGUCUAUAUGGUGUGCUGGAGCCGGUACUGCAGCAGACACCGAAUUCACGACCAACCUGAUCAGCUCGAACAUCGAACUUCAUUCCCUCUCUACUGGCCGCGCUCCCCGCGUUGCAACAUGCAUGACCAUGCUUAAACAGCACCUAUUCCGCUACCAAGGCCACAUAGGUGCAUAUCUAGUCGUGGCCGGUGUUGAUCCCACCGGAACACAUCUCUUUACUGUACAUGCCCACGGCUCAACCGAUAAACUCCCAUACGUGACCAUGGGUUCCGGUUCACUUGCCGCCAUGUCCGUCUUUGAAUCGAUGUGGAAACCUUCUCUAACAAAAGAAGAGGCUAUCAAACUUACAUCUGAUGCGAUUCAGGCCGGUAUCUGGAACGAUUUGGGCUCCGGAAGUAACGUUGACGUCUGUGUGAUGGAGAAGGAUAAGCCUACCAAGGUUAUGAGGAACUACCUUACGCCAAAUGAGAGAGGUGAGAAGGAGAGAAGUUAUAAAUUCCAGAGAGGAACAACGGCAUGGUUGGAUCAGCAGGUCAUUACAAAGGCAGACCUGGCACGAUAUGUAACCGUCGAGGAGUUGAGUGGAGAGGAAGCAGUGGCUGAAAGAAUGGACGUCGAUGUCUAA